UCCUCCCCGCACACAAAGUCAACAAGAGCAGCUCCGAAAGGGACCUUCCUUCCCAGCUUCCUCACCUCGCGUCUCGUAACGCAAUGGCUUCGGCCCAGGGCAAGACCGUGAUCGUCACGGGCGCCGGCGGCGGUCUCGGAAAGGCCAUCGCGGCCGCUUUCCUCGCCGCCGGUGCCAACGUGGCCAUCUGCGACGUCCUGCCACAGCGCAUCGCCGACGUCAUCAGUGAGUGGUCGGAGCCGUACGGCGACAGGUUCAUCACCCGGCCCGUGGACGUCACGGACGCGGCUGCCGUCCAGGGGCUUAUCGACGACACCGUCGCCGCCUACGGCCGUCUGGACGUCCUCGUCAACGCGGCCGGGGUCAUGGACGGCUUCGAGCCGGCUGGCGAUCUCCCCAAGGAGAAGUGGGAUCGCGUGCUCAACAUCAACCUGACGGGUCCCUUCCUCACCACCAAGGCCGCCAUCGCCCAGUUCGAGAAGCAGGAGGGCUCAUACGGCGUCAUCAUCAACAUUGGCUCUGUCGCCAGCGUGCACGGCUUCAAGAGCGGCGCCGCCUACGCCGUGUCCAAGGCCGGCCUCAUGGCCUUGACCAAGAACACGGCCGGCUACUACGGCGACAAGGGCAUCUACAGCAUCGGGCUGAUGCUCGGCGGUAUGUCAUAAACCCGGUUCCCCACGGUCCGGAGUGGGGGGGAAGGUUAAGACUAACCAUAUCAUCCUCCCCAGCCAUGGACACCAACAUCACGGAUGCCUUCGUCCACGGGAUGCACACCGAGAUGUACAAGAAGAUCCAGGCCUCGCAGACCCCUUUCCGUCCGGAUCUCCAGAUACCUCUCGAAUCGGUGGCCAAGUACUGCGUCUUCCUUACCGACAAGGACAUCGCGCCUAGUGCCAACGGCUCAUGGAUUCCAUUCAAUAAGAACUGGCCCGAGGCGUGAGCUCGUCGACUUGAGAAGCGGAGAAAAGGAGGUUUGCGAGUCAACUUCAGGGGGGCCAGUGAAUUAAUAAUACAAGCAUCUCCUCGCCCCGGCCAGCGACCCACUGUUUGUCCACUUGUUAUACGAAUUCACGACAAGUAUUUGAUUCUUUCGAGUCUGAGAAAUGUGCUUCCGGGAUGAAUUGCCAUGUUCCACCAAUGGCUGAAACCCUUGGGCAACCGCAACCCGGGGCAUCCCGUUUUCCCUGCUUCUCUCAGCAAUAUAAACAGAUGGCAUCUCGGAGAUGACAGCUCAACAUGGCCAAUCAUGAUGACUGCAACUAUUUCGCUCUUCAAUACCCUGCAUCGAUGCAUUUCCCCAAAACAUUAUCAUCCCUGGUUGCAUCUACAG
Messenger RNA from Thermothelomyces thermophilus ATCC 42464, 1330 nucleotides. RefSeq lists its product as uncharacterized. Bases 84 to 665 code for a protein of 193 amino acids. Gene Ontology annotation, molecular function: oxidoreductase activity, acting on the CH-OH group of donors, NAD or NADP as acceptor. The transcript has a single exon. The record is from RefSeq and is a predicted model, not a curated record. NCBI's taxonomy places the organism in Eukaryota, Fungi, Ascomycota, Sordariomycetes, Sordariales, Chaetomiaceae.